UAACUUCACAAGCAACCGGCAACCGGCAAAGCUAUAACAACAUGACUAAAGUCCAAAGUAUCCAAACCGCACGCGAUCCUCCCCUCCCCAACCUUUGGUGAAAUCACCGCACUUCCUCUUCUCCUUCAGAUCCCUCACACUGCAAUUCGAUCCAACUUCAGAACAAGGUUUCCCAGUAAAUUAAGAAGAUGAGUCAAGUUUUCGAAGGAUACGAACGCCAAUAUUGCGAACUCUCUGCUAAUCUCUCCCGCAAAUGCAGUUCCGCUUCUCUUCUUUCUGACAAAGUUUUGCUGGAGAAGCUGGAUGAUAUUUACUGUGCCGUGGGUCAAAUGUUUCAUGAGCAUGUUUCUCUCACUGCCACAUAAAUAUAUGUCAAUACCAUUUUUUCUUACAUUAGAUCCUGUUACUGAUUUUUCGUUGUGAUCAAUACUAAUUUCAGAAGAGAAGCUGCAAAAAAUUUCUGAGAUCAAAACUGGACUUGAUGACGCAGAUGUUCUGAUUCGGAAGAUGGACCUUGAGGCAAGAAGUCUGCAGCCAAGUGUAAAAGCAAUGCUUCUUGCAAAGUUGAGGGAAUAUAAAUCUGAUCUAAAUAACUUGAAAAAAGAAUUUAAAAGAUUAACAUCUCCCACAGCUGAUCAGGCUGCUCGGGACGAUUUGUUGGAGACCGGAAGGGCAGAUGCAUAUUUGGCAUCUUCUGAUCAGAGAGAAAGACUAACUAUGUCUGUGGAGAGAUUAAAUGAAUCGAGUGAUAGAAUCAGGGAGAGCCACAGAGCAGUGUUGGAGACCGAAGAACUUGGCGUCUCAAUCCUCCAAGAUUUACACCAGCAGCGCGAGACUCUCCUGAGCUCCCAUAAAAGGCUUCAUGGAGUGGAUAAUGCUAUUGACAAGAGUAAGAAAGUUUUAACCACCAUGUCACGGAGAAUAACAAGAAACAAAUGGAUCGUUGGAUCUUUGAUUGGAGCUCUUGUUUUUGCAGUAGUUGUUAUUCUGUUUUACAAGCUAUCUCGUUAGGUAACAUGCGCAGGAUACGACGCAAUUCAAGUGAUCUUUUUAUAGUACUUUGUAUGUGCUUGGUUGUAAAUAGGAACCAUAUAUAUGUUGUUUGUCAUAUCUCUGCAAUUGUUUCUCCAUUGUUUUUUUUUAUGAUCGGUGAAGUUGUCUCAAUGAUUUCUUGGUUUUCAUGCUCUACAUUUGUUUUGAAACGAAAUAGUGUUUACUUGAUGCAUGUAUACUCCUUUUAUGACACGAUGCAAGUAAAUUUGAUCAUCUAUACUCAUUUUAUGGAAGUGUAUGAAUUUAUUGAA
Messenger RNA from Lathyrus oleraceus (garden pea), 1304 nucleotides. RefSeq names its product vesicle transport v-SNARE 12. The transcript is spliced from 5 exons. Gene Ontology annotation, biological process: intracellular protein transport; vesicle-mediated transport; vesicle fusion. The record is from RefSeq and is a predicted model, not a curated record. The coding region runs from base 508 to 1011 and encodes 167 amino acids. Lineage: Eukaryota; Viridiplantae; Streptophyta; Magnoliopsida; Fabales; Fabaceae. Gene Ontology annotation, cellular component: late endosome membrane; endoplasmic reticulum membrane; SNARE complex. Gene Ontology annotation, molecular function: SNAP receptor activity; SNARE binding.